Molecule: messenger RNA, 4806 nt
Organism: Amphibalanus amphitrite
Lineage: Eukaryota; Metazoa; Arthropoda; Thecostraca; Balanomorpha; Balanidae
Product: guanine nucleotide exchange factor subunit Rich-like
Exons: 22
Coding region: 97-4128 (1343 amino acids)
Biological process (GO): retrograde transport, endosome to Golgi; intracellular protein transport
Cellular component (GO): Ric1-Rgp1 guanyl-nucleotide exchange factor complex; Golgi membrane; cytosol
Molecular function (GO): protein binding
Source: RefSeq, a predicted model, not a curated record
GAAACAGUUAUUUUGACGAGUCCAGCGAGUCUCUCACGGAGUCUCUCGUUGAGGAGGGAGGGGAGAUGACAGGGCUCCGCGCAGUCUCUUCGUAAAAUGUAUUUUCCAAUUGGCUGGCCUAAGGUGUUAGACCCAAGAAUUGACAAUGGGGAAGAGCAAUACAGAAGGAUACUUUGUAAUAGGGACAGAAUACUUUUUGCAAUACUCUCAGAUUCUCAGAUAACAAUAUGGUUUUCCAAGCCACCCCUGCCCAUCACAUGUCACAAGAGGUCUCAGGAGUCACUGGAGAAACAUGGAACAAACAUUGAUCUGCAAUGGAGGCCAGACUCCUCCAUGGUUGUUGUUACGACGUCAAAGAACUUCCUCUUGUUUUUCCACCUUGCUGUGGACAACAGGAAGACAAGUGUAUACCAGCAGGUGGAUUCAUCACAGGCUGCGCUACGGCGAGAGAGUGCAGAACUCUUCUUGAAAGAGCCCAUCCCUCCAUUGGUUUUUGCCAAGGCGUUUCAGACGGGUCUCGACUCCCGGCUGACGUGUCUGACAUGUAUCCGCGACGAGCUGAUGGUGGCCACGGCCUCUGGGCACGUGCUGCGGUACCGCUGGGAUGGCACCAUCAACUACGACUACUGCCUGGACCUGCGGCGGACGCCCUUCUCCGUCAACCAGCAGGUCUCCGUCGCGGUGCCGAUCCAGGAGGCGGGCGUGCACGUGGUAGACAUGGAGUACUCGCCCCUGGUGGGCGGGUUCGCCACGGUGCUCAGCGACGGCCGGGCCGCCUUCCUCACCGCCUCAUCGCUUAAGUUCGACCCCAAUUCGGUGCAGGGGAUCUGGGCGUCGGUGCAGGACGCCACGUGCGCCACCGUCAGCCACAAGUACCGUCUGAUGGUGUUCGGUAGAGCCAAUGGCGAGUGUGUGGUCUGCUGUGUGGACGACACGACAGGCGGUCUGCAGGUGCUGCACCGGCUCAUCCUCUCCAGCAAGGACUACGCCGGAUCGCCCGGACCCGUCGGUCGUCUCUCGUGGACGCCGGACAGCUGUGCGCUGGCGGUCACGUGGCGCGAGCGGGGCCUCUCCGUGUGGUCUGUGUUCGGCACACUGCUCACGUGCACACUCUCCUGGGACGAUGACGUCAUAUCGGCGCGUGACGUCGAGUGGGGCUCCGAGGGCUACCAGCUGUGGCUACUGAACGGACGCCGCCCGGGGGAGGACGACUUCGCCAACCGGGUCAUGCAGCUGGCGUUUGUCAAGUCGGCACUCUCCGUCAACCCGUGCAUGAGUAACCAGGAGCACGUGUGCCUCCAAGGCGAGGACCGGGUGCUGAUCAGCUGUGACGACCCGGCCUCUCUGGGGGCGCCGGCCGGAGGUCACACCAUGGCCGGCAGCAAACAGUGGAUCACCGUGCCCGUGCCGCACGUCUACGUCGGAUCCAACUGGCCUAUUCGGUACACGGCGCUGGACGAGGGCGUGCAGCACGUGGCGGUGGCCGGCCGGACCGGCGUGGCGCACUACUCGCUGCUCACUCGCCGCUGGAAGCUGUUUGGAAACGAGAACCAGGAGAAGGACUUUGUGGUGACGGGCGGUCUGAUGUGGUGGCGCCAGCUGCUCAUCAUGGGCUGCUACAACAUCAACCUCAAACGCGACGAGAUCCGGUUAUACCCCCGCGAGUCUCGGCUGGACAACGCGUUCGUGCAGAUCACGCCGGUGCACGCGCAGGUGCUGCUGCUCAACCUCUACCAGGACACGCUGAUCGCCUACUCUGCCGACAGCCACAUCACGCUCUACCACAUCAAGGAGAGCUCAGCGUCCGAGCCGGCCGCCGCCGAGGUGUCGCUGAUCCAGAAUAUCGACAUCUCUGCUCUCACUGCCCACCCGGCCUGCGUGGUCUCCGUGUCGAUGUCGACGCUGCGGAUGGAGCCGAGCCGCCGGCGCUCGCCGAUCCCCCAGUCGGUGCUGGUCAACAUCUGCGGCCGACUGCUGAUGCUGCAGCGCGACCCGGACGAGGCCGGACAGCCCGUCCAGGCCGACAACAAAAUGUUCACGUCUUCUGUGCUGACGCCGACGGUGUUGGCGUCCAUGGUGGAAUCCGUCUGGUGUCCAGGCACCGUCUCACAUCGGAUGAAGCUGGCAGACGUCCUCUGGAUCAACUCGGGCCAGCACGGCAUGCGCGUGUGGCUGCCACUGUUCCCGCAGAACGACAAGGUGCACAACUUCAUGUCCAAGCGGAUCAUGCUGCCGUUCCAGUGCAGUAUAUACCCGCUAGCGGUGAAGUAUGACGACGCGGUGAUCCUGGGAGCGGAGAACGAUACGGUGGAGUUCCCCGGCAGCAAGUGUGGCCGGCUGCCCUACUGCGCCGUGGAGAGGACGAGUCAGGUGUACCUGCAGCACAUUCUGCGCCAGCUGCUGCGGCGGAACCUGGGCUACCACGCGUGGGAGAUAGCGCACCGCUACACCCACCUGCCAUACUUCUCACACGCGCUGGAGCUCCUCCUGCACGAGGUGGUGGAGGAGGAGGCCACCUCCAAGGAGCCGAUCCCUGACGCACUUCUGCCGCGCGUCAUCGAGUUUAUCCGCGAAUUUCCCGUCUACCUGGACACGGUGGUACGGUGCGCGCGCAAAACAGAGAUGGCGCUGUGGUCGUACCUGUUUGCGUCGGCCGGUCAGCCGGUACACCUGUUCCAGCAGUGUCUGCGGCGUCAGCAGCUGGACACGGCGGCCUCCUACCUCAUCAUACUGCAGAAUCUGGAGACUGCGGAGACGAGUCGCCACUACGUGACGCUCCUGCUGGAGGCCAGCCUCGAGGAGUGCCGCUGGAAACUGGCCAAGGAUCUCACUCGCUUCCUCAGGGCCAUCGACCCUGCUGACCUGGAGUCGCCGCGGGAGCUGAAGCAGCAGCUGUCGCACGUAACGCCGCCCGUAUCUCCCAACGAGGAGGACCUCUCGCUGGUGUACGGCACGCUUCAGGUCCGCGGCCGCAGCCUGAGCACCUCGGCCAACCCUCGGGUGGAACACAAGCAGGUGACUCGCACCAACAGCGACCAGCGGGCCAUGCGCCGCAAAUCGGCCGGCCAGGAGCGAGCCGAGCCAACCACAGAGGUCGCGCGGCAGCGGCUCUUCAUUGACCAGGUGCUGGAGCGGCACGCGCGCCGUCUGCUCACCCGGCGCCGGCUGAGACUGCUCGCCAGUUUCGCGGCGCACAUGGAGUUUCACCUGGUGGAGUGGCUGCGCCGCGAGCGAUGGCGCGCCGCGCUGGUUGAUGAUCUGGUGGAGGCGCUGCGUCAGCUGCACCACGACUUCCAGUGGCCGUACCCGGUGCCGCCGCAGCCGAUCGGGUUCUUCCUGGCCGCAGCGGAGACGGGUCACGGCGGGAGCACCAACGGCAAACCCGGCAGCACGGCCGGGCAGCUGCACGAGCGACUCCGGGCGCUACACGUCCACACGGGAGAUGGAGGGGACCACGCGGCACCACCGCCGCCGCUGGUCCCUCCAGAGACGCCGUCACCGGUGACACAGGACGCCCGACUGCUGCCACAUCUCGUCAAAGGCGCCAACGACACGUCCAGCAUCGUGAGUGAGGAGGGCAGCUCGACGUGGGCCGAGGAGGACGUCACUCCGCUGGAGACGCCGAACGGCUCCUCGGGAGGCGAGCUGCUGCAGCUGGACGUGGCGGCGCGCGGCACGCAGGAGGCACAGGUGCAGCUUAGGUACCUGCUGCAGAUCAUGCUGGAGGCCGAGUGCGUCGAGUGGGCGCUGCUCAUCUCCAUCGUUCUGCGGGACGCCAUGGCCGUGGUGCGAACCAUCAACCUGACCCGAGCCGGGGACGGCCUCACCCGGCUGCGCGCCGGCCUGCGCGCCCUACACACCUGGACCGUCAAUGAGUGCGUCGGCUACCAGCCGUUCGUGCAGGUGGUCUCUCGCCAGCUGCUGGCCGAGAACUCGCCGGUGACGGAGCCGGUGCCGCCGCGCUCGCGCACGGUCAGCGGGGUCAGCACGGCCAGCACGCUGACCGAGGAGCCCGAGCCGGAGCCGGAGCCGCCGCUGGAGCCGGAGCCGGAGCUGCCGGAGCCGGCGGACGCCGACGGCCGGCCGGCGCCGGACGAAGAGCCGGGUGGUGGGUGCGUGCUCAUGUAGCGACUGGUUACGGACGGAGGGAAACGAUCUGUAGGUACAACGGGCAGCGCCGCCCGGGACGCGCGGGGUUUAUAGUACACCGGGUACAUGUCGGACGGUCGUGCUAUGUGCGAUCGGUCCUGUGGUACGGCGCGCUGCGCUGGCUCAGCGGACAGCGGCCCCGGCCGACUGGCUCACAUUAGCUCAGUUUGGCUCAGCCGGGCUCGGCCGGCAGCCCGUGCUGUGGUCCGGCACGGGGCGUGAAGUGAGCGACGGAGCCGUGCGAAGCAGGCUCGCCCGGCUGUACAUAAUCUGUGCCAACCUGUGAUAAGAGUCGGCGUGUUCCGAUCGUGCCGAGCGAGAGAGGGGGACUGUUUUUAGCGACUGUUUUGGUCGGCGAGCGCGGCUCGAGCGGCCACCGCGUGCCGACAGUGUACAAUACCUAUAGAGUACCAUUCCUGCCGCCCGUUGCCGGCGAGAUUGUUAACGUCGCGUCAGACAGCCGUCCGCCCGGCCGGCGCGCGAGCGGCGGGCCUCUACAGCUCACUCUUGUGUAUCAAUAUUUAUCGACGACGAGACGUUAGAGAGCGGGAGACAGCAGUUACGACUGGUUAUGUGUCAAGCUCGAGUUGAGCACUGAACAUGCCAUUGAAGCGUUGACGAACAUGUGCCGACCAAUAUAAAUGAGAACUUAUCGUA